CCGACUGAUGUAUUACUUCAAUGUUGAAUGAGGACAAUAUAGUUUGUUUCCUAAUUCCCCAAAGUCAAGCCAAGUUACUUCAACCUCCCUAGUGUGUUAUGAAGGAAGCAAACAACUGUAUGUCAGCCAGGGACGUGCACAUGUUAAAGUACCUGUGCUCAUGAAUGUCAGCCUUCAACUUGAGGCAAUUAACAUUGCACUUGAUCUGUCAACCACAAGCAGACCGCAGUCUGUAACAACAGUCAGUCUCUGACAUCACCGGUACCCUUGUUUAAAAUGCUUGCCAAGGACCAAAGACCUUGAUGUGUACGUGUGUGUAGCGCCUCCAUCAGAUAUAUGGGCCCCAAUCAUCCACGGUGGAAUGUCAGAGUGUGCCUGACAAGCUCACAGUUAGCAGUGACAGCUAUUUGAAUGCUGUCUCUCUGUCUCCAACCUUGGCAGGCCGUUCACGUGCUGCAAGUUACUGGCAGACUUUUUGGAAUCAUCGUGUAACUAUUUCCUGACUUUGUUCUUCACGACCACACGCAACCAUCAUCUGACCAGAGAUAGUGUGAGUUGUUGAACAUCUCCGGAGCAUCAGUAGCUGAUGUUGACACCAGAUACCAAUGAACUUGUCUCCUCGGUCGACUGAAACAUCUUGGUGAUCAACUCUUUGAACAUUGCUGCCUAACCCUUCAAGCAACAGCCCACAUUGCUGAAGACAUGAUGAAGAUGGUUUUACCAUGAUGAUCCAAUUAAUGUGCUGAAUCUGUGACGUAGUCAACUGAUUUAAACUUCACAUCAUCUUCAUCUUUGCUAAAACGUGGAACACCUUCUUUUUAUCUUUUGACUCCAUGCACUUUCUCUAAAGAGUUAAAGUUUUGCAUAGGACCAAAAAACUUCAAAACUGAGGACUGGAAUUGUAUUGCUACUGCUACAUAACCAAUUGAAACAACCGAACUGACUCAAACUUCCAGAAAUCAAGAACAAUGUAAUUAGUGAAAAAAAAACAGUAAAAGAUUUGUGACAGGAAAGACACUCGAUCCAAGUAUCUCUCAGCAAAAGUUGACAGAAAUUACACAAACAACUUAACAGGAUCAAACACACUUUGAAUGCUUCGGCAACUACGGAUGGCAUAAACUGACCAAUCCCAAGGCUAGGAUACCUUCAACGAGCCAAUCAGAAAGGAGGAGUGACAUUUGGAAGGACUUGAAGGAGCAAGGAUGGGAAUGUGGAAAGCGAUCCUCGUUGGACUUGGUGUUCUGUUCUUGGCAUCGCUUAACGAUGCUGGGUCGGCAUCCUUGAUCACUGAUAAAACUUUCUGCGAUGCAUGUUGCUCGGGACCGGCGGGGAUACCGGGCACCCCGGGUGCCCCGGGGUCACACGGCGAAGACGGUAAACCUGGCAAGAGGGGGCCACGAGGUGACCAAGGGGAUAUUGGGUAUAAGGGGGAACCGGGACUGGUGGGGGAGAUGGGACCAAAAGGCAACAAUGGUUCCAGAGGAGCUAAAGGCUUCUUCGGAAAACUGGGACCAAGAGGUUUGCCCGGAAAUACAGGCCUGAAAGGAGAUUUGGGUGAAAAGGGGGAAAGAGGUGACCUUGGGGACACGGGUGAGAAAGGUGACCAGGGGCCGACGGGUCCUAAGGGUGUGCAAGGGGUACAAGGGAAUAAGGGUUCGAAAGGACAGCGUGGUGAGCCCGGUGAAAGAGGAAUCACUGGGACCAAGGGAAGGCGAGGCGACAGAGGUUUGCUGGGUUUACAGGGUCCUCAGGGGCCCCAAGGCGUGGGUAAACAAGGGCCUAAAGGGGUACCCGGUUACAGGGGGUAUAAGGGGGAACCAGGCCUGCCAGCUCCGGAGCUCAUGCAGUGUGCCUUCAUGGUUCAUGCCUUCAUAUCCAGCGGCGACUUGAACCACGGCCGAGAUGAGAUCAUCCCCUUCGAUGACAUCAUCACAAACAUCGGACGAUACUUUGACAUCGGCAGAGUGAAAUUCAUCUCUCCGAUCCCAGGCACCUACGUCUUCCACUUUACCACGGACUUUAAGGGCAAGCUGCAGCUGGUGAAGAACGGCCAGACCAUGGUGGUUGCCAAACGCUUCUCCAGUAUCGUGAUUGAGCUGCAGAAGAGCGACCAAGUCUGGCUGAGCAUGGUUGAGGACAGCGACUUCAGCGAAUCACAUUUUUAUCUCUCCGGAUUUCUCCUCCACAUUCAAUUUGAGUAUCUUGCCAACAACUUGUACGUUACUGCUCACUGAAAACCCACGAACCCAAGAUGACUUUGCAAACAAAAACAAUCCAAAGAUGAAGUCAUGGUAAAAACAGCUCGCCUUCUUUGUAAAUAAUUUGAACAAAGUCUACAGGCUUAAAAUAUAGUGAAAUGUAAGUUCAUAUAUAUUUACCUGCAAGAGACAUUUCAAUGCUGAGUCAAAUUGACAGCUGGCUAAAGAGGUCAAAUUUUUCUAAUGCACUUUUCUUGAUUAACUUAACAUUUUUGUUUACUGUAUUGAUAUUUAAUGCAGGAAAUAUUCCCAAUAGUGCCAGAGUACUUUGUAUGGUUAUAUGGUAUGGUAUUGCACAAAAUAGUAUAACAUACAAAUAAGGUACUUAUAAGUGUGUAUUUAUUAGUUUGGACAUUUUGCAUUUUAAACUCCAAGGGUUUAACUACUACAUAGUGUGUCCAAAAAGUGCAACAUUCAGAAAACAAAUAAUUAAAACUGUUAAUUUCUUUUUUUCAACAAAGUUAUAU
Messenger RNA from Patiria miniata (bat star), 2725 nucleotides. RefSeq names its product collagen alpha-1(X) chain-like. The transcript has 2 exons. The coding region runs from base 1203 to 2234 and encodes 343 amino acids. Lineage: Eukaryota; Metazoa; Echinodermata; Asteroidea; Valvatida; Asterinidae. Gene Ontology annotation, molecular function: protein binding. The record is from RefSeq and is a predicted model, not a curated record.